AUGACGACCGAAAUGCAAUCCUUCUACACCCCAAGUACCUCUACCCAGAAAUCCCAUGCCUCUCGAGUGGUGAACGUGAACGAGUUGAUAAUUAAGUACUCGUCUAUGACCCCCAAUGCCUCGGUUUCUUUGCGUAACCAACGGCGCAACCCGUUCCAACGCCUUGUCGAUCGUGUGCGACUCGAGUACUACCGCUAUGAAGUCACCUUCGGCUUAUACGUGAUGACCCCGAGCGAGAAAAUUGUGGCCAAUACCAUUGUCUUUGUUAUCUUGACUCUUUUGUUGUGGGCGCUCGUUCUAUAUUUCCCAUCCUUGCUCUACAACAAGCUCACCCGCCUGGUGUGGCUGUUGACUGGUCAUAGCGGGGAGGAAGUAGGUGCGGCUCUUGGGAUCCUUGACAACUACGGGAACCCCAUCACACCCACAUCCAUUGUCGAACAUGCCAUGGCCUCAUCAUAG
Molecule: messenger RNA, 459 nt
Organism: Penicillium malachiteum
Lineage: Eukaryota; Fungi; Ascomycota; Eurotiomycetes; Eurotiales; Aspergillaceae
Product: serine palmitoyltransferase small subunit family protein
Exons: 1
Coding region: 1-459 (152 amino acids)
Source: RefSeq, a predicted model, not a curated record